This is a messenger RNA of Engraulis encrasicolus (European anchovy), 640 nucleotides long. RefSeq names its product transmembrane protein 11 (gene tmem11). Gene Ontology annotation, cellular component: mitochondrial inner membrane. The transcript is spliced from 2 exons. Gene Ontology annotation, biological process: inner mitochondrial membrane organization. The record is from RefSeq and is a predicted model, not a curated record. The coding region runs from base 62 to 625 and encodes 187 amino acids. Lineage: Eukaryota; Metazoa; Chordata; Actinopteri; Clupeiformes; Engraulidae.
ACAUCUCCCAUGAUGCUGAUCCAUGCUCGUAACAGCACCAGCAGUGUGGUGAUUUUGCAAGAUGGCGUCGUUGGGAAGGAGGCGCGGUGUCCCAGUCAACAGGGAGAGGGCAGUGAUGGCUGCCACAGAGUGCUACAUCGUGCAUGAGAUCUACAACGGGGAGAAUGCGCAGGAGCAGUUUGAGUACGAGCUGGAGCAGGCGCUGGAGGCGCAGUACCGCUACAUCGUCAUCGAGCCCACGCGCAUCGGCGACGAGACGGCCCGCUGGGUAGCGGUGGGCAACUGCCUGCACAAGACGGCGGUGCUGUCGGGCGCGGCGUGCCUGCUGACGCCGCUGUCGCUGCCCAUGGAGUACUCGCGCUACGUGGCACUGCCUGCCGGCGCACUGAGCCUGGCCUGUGCCGCCCUCUACGGCAUCUCCUGGCAGUUCGACCCCUGCUGCAAGUACCAGGUGGAGUACGACAGCCAGAAACUCUCCCGGCUGCCCCUGCACACGCUCACCUCCUCCUCGCCGGUGGUGCUGGUGCGGAGGGAUGACGUGCACAGAAAGAGACUCCACAACACGAUAGCACUCGCCGCGCUCGUCUACUGCGCCAAGAAGAUCUACGAACUCUACGCCGUAUGAGCGGAGCAAACACAG